Syngnathoides biaculeatus (alligator pipefish) is the source of this 5983-nucleotide messenger RNA. It is a transcript of the gene grip1, whose product is annotated as glutamate receptor interacting protein 1. The coding region runs from base 189 to 3482 and encodes 1097 amino acids. Gene Ontology annotation, biological process: neurotransmitter receptor transport, endosome to postsynaptic membrane. NCBI's taxonomy places the organism in Eukaryota, Metazoa, Chordata, Actinopteri, Syngnathiformes, Syngnathidae. The record is from RefSeq and is a predicted model, not a curated record. The transcript is spliced from 25 exons. Gene Ontology annotation, molecular function: nuclear glucocorticoid receptor binding.
UGGGGGUCUCCGGGGGGAGAGAGAGUGAGAGAGAGAGAGAGAAAAAAAGGGGGAGAAGAGGAAGUGCACGCGGAGGUGGAUCUCCUCCAUAAAGCUAAAGCUAACGAGCUAACAUGAUGUUGCCGCUGCUGGUGCUGCGUGUCUGCUAGCGGGCCGCCCUGGACUCCUUAUCCGCCCUGAGGUGCAUCAUGCCCGGCUGGAAGAAGAACAUCCCAGCCUGUCUCCAAGCGGAUCAGGAAGGCGAUGAAGGUCCGUACAGCAAACACUCGACGGGCUCGCGGCCGUCAGACGGGGCGCUGGCCAUCAGGAGGCAGAGCAUACCAGACGAGUUCCGGGGAUGCACGCUGGUGGAGCUGAUGAAGAAGGAGGGCACCACGCUGGGGCUGACCGUGUCGGGGGGCAUCGACAAGGACGGGAAGCCGCGGGUGUCCAACCUGAGGCAAGGAGGUAUCGCCGCCAGGAGCGACCAGCUGAACGUCGGCGACUACAUCCGCUCGGUGAACGGCAUCAACUUGGCCAAGUUCCGUCACGACGAGAUCAUCAGCCUGUUGAAGAACGUGGGCGAGCGCGUGCUGCUGGAGGUGGAGUACGAGCUGCCGCCCAUCUCCGUGCAGGGUUCCGGCGUCACGUUCAAGACGGUGGAGGUGACGCUCCACAAGGAAGGCAACAGCUUCGGAUUCGUCGUCAGAGGCGGAGCCAGCGAAGACAGGAACAAGUGCCGGCCCAUCGUCAUAGCGACCGUCCGCUCAGGAGGGCCGGCCGACAGGGAGGGGAGCAUCAAACCCGGCGACCGUCUCCUCAGCGUCGACGGCAUCCGUCUCCACGGCAACACGCUGGCGGAGGCCAUGAGCGUCCUGAAGCAGAGCGGCCAGGAAGCGACCAUGCUGGUGGAGUACGACGUCUCUGUCAUGGACUCCGUGUCCUCGGCUUCGGGUCCCCUGCUGGUGGAGGUCGCCAAGGCGACGGGCUCCAGCCUGGGCGUGGCUCUGUCCUCGUCCAUGUUCUGCAGCAAGCAGGUCAUCGUCAUCGACAAAGUGAAGCCGGCCAGCAUCGCCGACAGGUGCGGCGCCCUCCACGCGGGCGAUCACAUCCUGUCCGUGGACGGCAAAUCCAUGGAGUUCUGCUCUCUGGCCGAAGCCACGCAGCUGCUGUCUGCCUCCUGCCAUAACGUCCGCAUGGAGAUCCUGCCCCAGCACCAGGCCCGACCGGCCCUGAACGCACCGCAGCAAGUCAAGGUGCAGCGUUCUGCCCGCCCCCUCCCCUGGGACACAGGAACCUCCGCCCCCGUCCUCCCCCCUUACCACUACAACACGUACCAUCCCGACCAAUCGGGCGCCAGGUCGCACAACCGCCACACAAACAGCACGUCGCUGGGGCACACGUUCUCCCCGGGCUCCAUGUCGGCGUACAGUCUGUCGUCGCUCAACAUGACCAUCCCGAGGAACGCGUACCCCACCAGUCCGCGGGGGACCCUCAUGAGGAAGAAGCACAAGAAGAAGGACUUCAAGAGCUCCUUGUCUCUGGCGUCCAGCACGGUGGGGCUGGCCGGUCAGGUGGUCCACACGGAGACCACCGAGGUGACGUUGCUCGGCGACGGCGUCAUGGGCUUCGGCCUGCAGCUGCAGGGCGGCGUCUUCGCCACCGAGACGCUCUCGUCGCCGCCGCUCAUCGCUUACAUCGACCCCGACAGUCCUGCCGAGAGAUGUGGAAUCCUGCAGAUCGGCGACAGGAUCCUGUCCAUAAAUGGAGUUCCGACAGAAGACUCCACCUUGGAAGAAACCAAUCAGCUGCUCAGAGAUUCCUCCAUCACCGCACAACUCACCUUGGAGAUCGAGUUCGACGUGGCUGAAUCGGUCAUCCCAUCGUCCGGAACGUUCCACGUGAAGCUCCCCAAGAAACCGGGAGUGGAGCUGGGAAUCACCAUCAGCUCGCCGUCCAACAGGAAGGCGGGAGACCCUCUCAUCAUUUCGGACAUCAAGAAGGGCAGCGUCGCUCACAGGACGGGGACGCUGGAGCUGGGAGACAAGCUGCUGGCCAUCGACAACAUCCGCGUGGAGACGUGCUCCAUGGAGGAGGCGGCGCAGAUCCUGCAGCAGUGCGAGGAGCUCGUCAAGCUGAAAAUACGCAAAGACGAGGACAACUCGGACGAGCAGGAGGUGUCGGGGAGCAUCAUUUACACGGUGGAGCUGCAACGCUACGGGGGCCCGCUGGGCAUCACCAUCUCGGGCACCGAGGAGCCUUUCGAUCCCAUCAUCAUCUCCUCGCUCACCAAGGGGGGCCUGGCAGAGAGGACGGGCGCCAUCCACGUGGGCGACCGCAUCCUGGCCAUCAACAGCAGCAGCCUGAAGGGCAAACCCCUGAGCGAGGCCAUCAGCCUCCUGCAGCAGGCGGGCGAGACGGUCACGCUCAAGAUCAAGAAGCACGGCGAGCUCUCCAGUCCCAAGUCGUGCGAGGGAGGGGAGGAGCCGCUCCUGGUGGCGGCGGCGCCCUCUUCGGGCCAGAGAACGUUCGGCACGCUGCCCUCCGUCGACAGCGCGGUCGAGUCCUGGGACGGUUCCAACGUGGACGCCGGCUUCACCAGCCCGGCUCCUUCUUUCCAGUCGUCACCGUUCACCUUCCACGAGUGGCGCGACGCCAAGACCGGCAACAACCAACCGCCCGCUUCCUCCCGCCAGAGAACCAAUCCGCUGUCGGACCUGAACGACGACUGGGAACACGUCGGGCUGGGCGGGUUCGUGCUUGGUCAGGACGGGACAGAACCGGACCAGGAGGAGAACUUCUGGUCUCAGGCUCUGGAGGAUCUGGAGACGUGCGGGCAGAGUGGAAUCCUCAGAGAACUGGAGGCAACCAUCAUGUCGGGCUCCACCCUCAGCCUGAACCACGAGCCGGCGCCCUCUCGGACCUCGCUGGGUCGGCAGGCCAGCUUCCAGGAACGCAGCAGCACCCGCCCCCAGGUGACCCCGCGCUCCAACACUUUGCCCUCCGACCCCCAGCGCCGAGCCUUCGCCAUGAAGAAGAUGAGACAGGAAGUCAACGACAUCCUCAACCAGACGCCCGUCGAACUUCACAAGGUCACGCUGGAGAAGUCUUGCGACUCGGAGGACUUCGGCUUCAGCGUGUCGGACGGCGUUCUGGAUCGCGGCGUUUACGUCAACAACAUUCGCGGCGGCGGCCCGGCGGAGCGCGGAGGCCUGCGGCCGUACGACCGCCUCCUGCAGAUCAACCACGUGCGCACUCGGGACUUCGACUGCUGCCUGGUGGUUCCGCUCAUCGCCGAGUCGUCGAACCGCUUGGAUCUGGUCAUCAGCCGAAACCCCGCCUCCUCCGCCGACCCGCUGACCAAUCACACGGAAGGUGGCGUCCAGCCAAUCGGCAGCCAGAAGGAUGCGCGCGAGGACUCCGGUGAGGACGGCGCGCCCAUCAAGUGGAAAAAACCCGGGGACGGUCUGGGGGCGGGGCUGGUCACCAACACUUCCGUAUAGGGACCGAACGGGCCACGCCCCCACGGUGCUGAACUUUGACCUGCUAAGGCAGCCUGAAAGCACACCCACACUUCCUGUGGGUUCUGAUCCCACUUGUGUCCCACUGGAACCUCUGACCUCAUUCCUGAUUUUGAUCCCAGCGCUACUCCAGAUUCCACUCCGGAUCCUAUUUGGAACCUUGCUCACAAUCCCGGUUUUGCUCCAAAUCCGGAUCUUUCUACAGAUCUCGAUCUCCUCGUGGUACUACGAUGGACCCUGAUCUCAUUUGAACUCUCUUUCUCACUCCUGAUCCUAAUCUCAUUCUCGAGAUCCUGACCUCACUACUUAUUAAGUCUUAAGCUUACUACUGAUCCUGAUCCGACUCCAAAUCCGCAUCCUGAUCUCAGUCUGGAUCGCAUUUACCAAUCCCAUUCCUGAUCGCCAACUCCUGACCCAACUGGACCCCCAACCUUGUCCAGUCUGGGGGGGGGGGGCGUAAUUGGCCAGUGUGACAGGAAGCAGAAUUUCAACAGAAGCACAGCAGCAGCACAAAGACUGAUGAUGACGAUGAUGAUGACGACGAUGAUAAUGAUGGGUCGCCAUUUUCGACCUGCGGCCCGCACACCGUCACCAGGAGACAACCAACCACGGACAAAUGAAUUUUUCUUCACGCAAAGUGAUUGGAGCAUCCGGAUUGGAGUUUGACACGUGUGCUGAGAGGGAAGUUCAAGAAAAUAUAUAGAAAACUAAUCAUUGUGAUGAUGACACUGACAGACACUGAGCAGUUUUAAAAUUAUUAUUAUUUUUUUUUUUUUACACACGUUGACUGGCCACACACUGUGUGUGUGUGUGUGUGUGUGUGUGUGCGUGUUGUAAAGUUUGGCCAGCAAAGGCUUCCUGCCCGUUAACCCCACCCCUCACUGUCCUUUAGCCAAUAGGCAGGCAGGCAGGAUGACGCAUUCAGCAGAUUGGCUGGAACCAAUCAAUCAAAAAAAAAGUCGCCUGAUUGGUUCCCCCCCCCCACACACACACACACACACACACACCAAUGAGCAUGACCCCCCCCCCCGCCUCCAGUAACUGUGAUCAAUAAUGCUAAUCAAUUGUGUGUUUUGAUUGACUCGUCACUUUUCUCUGUGUGUUUGUUUCCAUGACGACUGGACCUCACGAUAUGUCAAAAAAAAACGAAAAAAGUUGAGUCCUUGUCGUCUACGUGGUUUCUAUGACACCAUUUUGACAUUUUAGAAAACAUGUUGUGACACGUUUGUGACAUCAACAUUUAGCUGCUCGCUCUCGCCUCGUUAGAAAGUUGACAUUUUUCAUAAGCGACCAAUCAGAAGCCUCUGGGAAAAACAAAAAAAAAAAAUGCUGCUGUGUGUUUGAGACCGAAGUUUUGAUUUGCUGUCGCCUCCUUCGGUUCGAUUGAUCGUUCUACUUGACUUAACUUAGCACAGCGCCCACUAGUGGCUAGCAAAGAAAUGCACACACCUAGCUUGAGGCUAAGAAGACACUUAGCACAAGGCUAACACAGGGCUAACAGAACUAAGGGCACAGUUUGGCUAACAUAAGAUUCAGUUACACGACUAAUCAAGACUUGAUUAGCAUCGGGCUAAUGUUUGACAAACACCAACCUCACGCUCAAGCUCGACCGAAUUAGAUGUAUGGGCAGGUUUCCAAUGACGCCAUCUUGUGUGACCAAUCAGAUAAUUUAACGAUAGAAAAAAACUUCACGCUUCACCCAUCACCUGUGUUCUUUGACCUCAAUGACACACAAGAUGGCGUCAUUGGAAACCUAUCCAUUGAGCAUCGGUGGGGGAGGCUAACGCCCGGAAAAACCUGUCAGCACUGGGCUAAUGACAUCAUUAGAACGAGGCUAACGUCAACGGUGUUGAGAAUUAAGCAGUUACGCAAAUAAAAUCAGUCAGGGAGAACAAAGAUGAUUAUCAUCUGGCUAAUAUUUGGCUAACCCAACUUGUGCGAAAAACAACAGCAGAUCUUUAAUUAGAAGUAAUUAGCAGUUAGCUUGGCUAAAACCUGAUUUCAUUAUUAUUUUUUUUAAUCACAAGCUCAAAACACCUGAGCAAUCAGGUUAUCGCGGGGCUAAUUAGCUCGAGCACGGCUGAGCUAACUUUUCGACAAAGGGUUAGCCGUUAGAAUUUCCACCAAUAGAAAGGAACCGAGGGACCUUGAGGGCGUGGCUUCAGGGAUGCGCGCCAUAAAGCCAUACACAAACAAACACAUACACGCACGCGUGCAUUGCGUGUGCGCGCGCGUCGUUGCAGGAAUUUGCCCACGCACGCGCAUUGCACUGCCAUCGGAAAAGGGGAGUUGAAUUCCAUGUAGCGUCAUCAACCAAACAAGCGAACCGACGUCUUUUGUUUCAGGAACACGGACAAUGUUGUAAAGUAUUUUUGUACAAAUUUCAUACUUUGGUAGCCUGAUGUUCCUGCUGUGUGUCCUGCCGUCUCCGCCUUCUUUGUGUGGACGACCGUUGAGGAACAAUAAACACCGACUGCUCAUGA